Gastrolobium bilobum is the source of this 1617-nucleotide messenger RNA. RefSeq names its product zinc finger protein GAI-ASSOCIATED FACTOR 1-like. NCBI's taxonomy places the organism in Eukaryota, Viridiplantae, Streptophyta, Magnoliopsida, Fabales, Fabaceae. Gene Ontology annotation, molecular function: DNA-binding transcription factor activity. The transcript is spliced from 4 exons. Gene Ontology annotation, cellular component: nucleus. Bases 1 to 1617 code for a protein of 538 amino acids. The record is from RefSeq and is a predicted model, not a curated record.
AUGUCAAAUAUUUCAGGUGAUGAAGGAAGCUUCUACUCAGGAAACAAUGGAGAAGAAGUUCAUCAAGAAAACGAGCAGCAACAACUACAAAACCACCCUCAUGGCUCAAGUUCAGGACCAUCCGGUGCUUGCAAUAGCAAUGGCUCCACUAAUCAACAACAACAACAACCAUCCAAGAAGAAAAGAAAUCUACCUGGAACCCCAGAUCCUAAUGCUGAAGUCAUUGCUUUAUCACCAACCACAUUAAUGGCAACAAAUAGAUUCGUAUGUGAGAUCUGCAACAAAGGGUUUCAGAGGGACCAAAACCUACAGUUGCACCGCAGAGGUCACAAUCUUCCUUGGAAACUGAGACAAAGAACAAGCACUGAGGUGAAGAAACGGGUCUAUGUGUGCCCUGAGUCAUCAUGCGUCCACCAUAACCCAGUUCGUGCAUUAGGUGACCUCACUGGCAUUAAAAAGCAUUAUAGCCGCAAACAUGGUGAGAAGAAAUGGAAAUGCGACAAGUGCUCUAAAAGAUAUGCAGUCCAAUCUGAUUGGAAGGCCCACCAGAAAACCUGUGGUACUAGGGAAUACAAAUGUGAUUGUGGAACCAUAUUUUCAAGGAGAGAUAGUUUUAUCACCCACAGAGCUUUCUGUGACGCAUUAACUGAAGAAAAUAACCGAGUGAACCAGGGAUUAACAAGUGGCAUGCCACUAAACUUGCAAAGUCAAAUGCCGGAUCUUAUGUCUACUAUGCCUCUAACACCAAGGUCCAACAAUAUCAGUGACUAUGACCCUAAGAAUCCACUCAAAUCUCUCCCCCAAGAAGUUGUCCCAAUACCAUUCAAGUCCAUGAAUAUGGGUGGUGGCAUGUUCUCCACCAAUGCAGGUUCACUUUUUGGUGGUCCAAAAAGCAUGUCUCCCUCUUCUUCUAGCCUUCAGCUCAGUUCCAAUAGCUCUUCUGGCUUCAAUAAUUACUUGCAAGACAGCAAAAAUGGAGGACUAAUUUCUGGCUCAGCUCUCAUGUCAGCAACAGCUUUAUUACAAAAAGCAGCUCAAAUGGGUGCCACUGCAAGCAAUAGCAUUAACUCCCCCAUGAUGCAAAAAAGCUUUGUUAGUAGCAUGGUUGGUCCUGAUCAUGUUUCUUCCACUAAAUCACCAUAUUCAGGUCCUCAUCAUCUUCAGUAUAACCCUUCAUAUGACCACUUUCCUCCUCAUCCUGAUGUAUCUAACAUGGCUGGGGUUAGUGGUACCCCUGCAUUCACCAACCAAUUGUUUCAGAAAGGACAAGAAGAAAUUUCACAACUACUUGUUACUAACAAUGGAUCUACAAUGAAUGAUAUAGGUAUGUUCAGCCAAAUGUCCAUGGGAAGUGACCACAAUAACCCAGGAUUGAUGAAGAAUGUGGAACAAGAGAUUAGUAAUAGUCCAAGUUUGAUUAAUGGAAGAGAUGUAGCAGAAGUUCAUGACUUCUUGGGCAUUGGGGGUUCACCUUCAAGAGCAAUGAAUUUGCAUGAACCACAACAACAACAAAGAUUGGAAGCAUUAAGCCACCAGAGGUUGGAAUUUAUGAACCACUUUCAUCACCAUCUUCCACAUGAGGAUUCAACUAUGGAGAAAUCCAUUUGGGAUGUGUGA